AUGCAGCGCAAGCCACAGUUCCUAAUGUUGACUACCAGAGUAUUUAGCCUGAUUGGCAAGCGAGCAAUUUCCACCUCAGCGUGUGCACGAGCACACGGGAGUGUUGUGAAGAGUGAAGACUUCUCUCUCCCGGCUUAUGUUGAUCGACGUGACUAUCCCUUGCCCGAUGUGGCCCACGUCAAGAACCUUUCUGUCAGCCAGAAGGCCUUGAAAGAGAAGGAGAAGAACCCCUGGAAUAGUCUAUCGAUUGAUGAAAAAGUUGAAUUGUAUCGCAUCAAGUUCAACGAGAGCUUUGCUGAAAUGAACAGGAGCACGAAUGAAUGGAAGACAGUUGUGGGUGCGGCCAUGUUUUUCAUCGGCUUCACUGCUCUCAUUCUGAUGUGGGAGAAGCGCUAUGUGUAUGGCCCCAUCCCGCACACCUUCGAAAAGGAAUGGGUGGCCAAGCAGACCAAGAGGAUGCUCGACAUGAAGGUCAGCCCGAUCCAGGGCUUCUCUGCCAAGUGGGACUACGACAAGAACGAGUGGAAGAAAUAA
Molecule: messenger RNA, 534 nt
Organism: Pipistrellus nathusii (Nathusius's pipistrelle)
Lineage: Eukaryota; Metazoa; Chordata; Mammalia; Chiroptera; Vespertilionidae
Source: the annotation of a GenBank genome assembly